AGAUCCCCCCCUUUGCUCCCUCUCCAGCCGGAAAAUGAAGCAACACUCCGGCUGGAUGUUUUUCUCCAGCUUUGGGAGGAGACGGGUCUCUUGAACCCGCCACCCACCCACCCGCAGCUCUUUGGCCUGAAUCGCUUCUGCGCGAUUCUCCCCAACUUGGAUCCGGAGCGCCUCUCCCCGCAUUAACCGCCGGGAGCCCCAGAUUAUCUACCGCGGGGGGGGGGGCUCCAGUCGGGGGGGCGGGGGAAUGAUGUCCCAUGACACGAGCGAGAGGACCCCCAACCCGGAGCCGCCCCCCGCCACGGUCUACGUCCUGGUGGAAGACCCGCGAUCCACGGACGCGGUCCAGCUGCUCAGCUUCAACUCCCUCCUGCCAGAGUCUGGGAUUGUGGCUGACAUAGACCUGGAGAAUAUCCUCUCGCUGAGCAGUGACAACUUCUACGAACUGAAGAGCCAGCCCAUUGGAGUCAGCCCUCCGAGUGCCCCAGCUCAGGGUCCCGCCAUGUCGUCCCGCGUGCUUCUCCGGCAGCAGCUGAUGCGGGCGCAGACGCAAGAACAAGAGCGCCGGGAGCAGCAGCAGGCGGCACAGUUCACUCCGGGGCCCCCUGCGCCUUCCACGCCUGCCAUUUCCAUGAGUCCCCUCGCGCGCCCUGCCCCUGCGCAGGUUCCCGUGGAGGUGCUGAAGGUCCAGACCCACCUGGAGAACCCCACCAAAUAUCACAUCCAACAGGCGCAGAGGCAGCAGGUCAAGCAGUACCUCUCCACUGCCAUGGGCAGCAAGAUGGCAACGCAGGCUGUAGCUGGGACGAGUCCGGGGGGCCCCACCUGCUCCCCACAGGCUGCCUCUGCUCCUGAGCCCCAACAUGGUUUGGCUAAGCAGCCGGGAGUGGCGGGGGCCCCCGGCAGUGCCCCCAAUAGCCCCAUGGCUAUGCUGAACAUUGGCUCCAGUUCUGAGAAAGAGAUUGAUGAUGUCAUUGAUGAGAUCAUCAGCCUGGAAUCCAGCUACAAUGAUGAAAUCCUUAACUACGGAGGCCUACAGAUGCCCAGCACUCUGCCAGUCUCUGGAAACCUCCUGGAUGUGUACAACAACCCAGGAAUGAUGGAGCCAGCUGUGACAGUUAGCAACUCCUGCCCGGCUGACCUGCCAAAUAUCAAGAGAGAGAUGUCAGAAAAUGAAGCCAAAGCAUUCCUGAAGGAAAGGCAGAAGAAAGACAACCAUAAUCUGAUCGAGCGGCGGCGGCGGUUCAAUAUCAACGACCGUAUCAAAGAGCUGGGGACUCUCAUCCCCAAAUCGAAUGAUCCGGAGAUGCGCUGGAACAAAGGAACCAUCCUCAAAGCCUCGGUGGAUUACAUCCGGAAGCUGCAGAAAGAGCAGCAGCACUCGAAAGAGAUGGAACUCAGGCAGCGCAAAUUGGAGCAGGCCAAUCGCAGCCUGCAGCUGCGAGUGCAGGAGCUGGAACUCCAGGUGCAAAUGCACGGGCUGCCCUUGCCUUCCACGCAGGGGCUUCUGACUCAGCCCUUGGGAGGAGACCUGGUCCCUUCCUUUGCAGAGUCCCUGGAUCUGCCCUUCACAGCAGAGGAACUGGGGCUGGGCCUUGCUCUGGGAUCCGACGGGGGAGCCCUGCAGGAUGUUCUCAUGGACGAUGGAACCGCUCUGUCCCCGCUGGGUGCCUCCGAUCCGCUCCUCUCCUCCGUCUCCCUGGCGCCUCUAAGGGCAGCAGCCGCCGUUCCAGUUUCAGCAUGGAAGAUGAUUCGUGAUGGCAGCGCUUGGGACUUUUUGGCAAUGGAAGAGGAGCCGGAGAAGGCUCCCACCCUUACUCAUCAUGCCCUGCUCCUGCUCUUGACUAUUCCUCUCCCUCAAAUCUUGGAGGCUUCUUCGCCUCUGCUGCUAUAUAGGCUGUGCCCCUUCCUUUCCCUGACAUUCCAUAUUUUGGAGAACUUGACCUGCUGCCUCUUUAGCAAGAGGGCCAUGGAAAAGAGGGGCUUGCAGAGCCAUAUAUUACCAAUCCUCCCCUGGAGCAGGAGAAAUAGGGUAUCCCAUCACAAAGUGAGGGGCCCUAAGCCUUCUAGACCCAAGCUUCAGAAACUCUGGGAAUAGUGGAUUUUUGUGUUUCCCUAAACCUGCCGUUUUAAACGUUACUAGGGCGUUUCUUUAACACUGUGUGAGGAGUGUAUCCACAAACCUCAGUUCAUCCACUCCAACCCUGAGUUUGCAUUCUUGCGCCUUUGCUGUAUAUAAUUUGGGGAAAUUAAGGUGGGUGAGGAGGAGAAAGUGGCCUCCUUGCUUUUGCGUAAUUUAGAGGCACUCUCCCCUUUAAAAAAAGUUAGAUUUAUUUUAUAUAGUUAUCGGACAUUUUUUAUUUGUAACUCUCACCCUUUCUUGUUUAAAGUCGGCAGAUUCAACAUUUUAUCAAAACUACCGCUUUUAAUUUUUAAUUAUUUUUUUCUUCGUCUCUUUCCUUCGGUUCUGACCUGACUGCAGAAAAACUUGAUUUUUGUCCCUUGUGACUUCUUUGUGGGCAAAAAAAGGGAGUUGGGUGCAGAGGCAGAAAAAUCCGUGAAAUAAUGUUCUUGUUCAUGUGGUUGCAUUUAAGGGUACAUUACUGCCACAAAGCAUUUAAUUGUCACCCCUCUUUGUUUUUUUUAAAUAUAAAUGGAGCUAUAAUCAAGUUUUUUUAUAUACUCAAAAACUUUUUGCAUACCAAAUGGACAUUAGGAGAAACAGAGAGCAAAUGAGACUGUACUGUUUAUUGAAUCCACUAGUUUUUUAAAAUACUGGAAGCGGGCUUCUGUAUGAGCCAACUCUUUGUUGGGUGUAAAAGUGUGGCCGCAAUUGCUGCAGAGACAAUCAUUUGGGCUCCAGUAUUAGCCUCACCACUGUUUGAAUGUGUGUGAACCCCUUCGAAACAGAAGUGGUCACGCAGGAGUAGCUGUCUCAAAAUAUUAUCUAAAAGCACUAAGCUUUUAUGGCUUUUUAGGGCUGGGUAUGGCUUUUUUAGGGCUUUUUUAGGGCUUGAGGGACCCAGGUGGCUCUGAGGGACCCAGGUGGCUCUGUGGGUUAAACCACUGAGCCUAGGGCUUGCUGAUCAGAAGGUCAGCGGUUCGAAUCCCUGUGGCGGGGUGAGCUCCCGUUGCUCGGUCCCAGCUCCUGCCAACCUAGCAGUUCGAAAGCACAUCAAAAUGCAAGUAGAUAAAUAGGAACCGCUACAGCGGGAAGGUAAACGGCGUUUCCAUGCGCUGCUCUGGUUCGCCAGAAGUGGCUUUGUCAUGCUGGUCACAUGACCUGGAAACUAUACGUCGGCUCCCUCGGCCAAUAAUGCGAGAUGAGCGCGCAACCCCAGAGUCGGUCACGACUGGACCUAAUGGUCAGGGGUUCCUUUACCUUUACCUAACUUGUGCCCCUCUAAGAAGUUAUUAGAUUCUACCUGCCGUCAUCCCCUGAUCAUUGGCCAUCCUGCCUGCGGCUGAUGGCAGUUUAAAUCAAACAGCUUCUAGAGGGCCUUGGGCCUCUCCCGCACUUUAGAAUCACAGCAUAGUCUGAAGUCUGUGCUGGAAAAUGGAAUACCAGACGUCUGUCCUUCAGGAAGUGUAAUUUUGGGUGGGAUUCAACUAAUGAGGCCUGUCCGCGGAAGCCCAGUGCCCAAACCUCCAUUUCUAGCCUGGGGCUUCUCUCAAUCUCAUCCACACAUCCCAUGAAAUUGGCUCUGGGGAGGUCGGGAGAACUUCUGGAACAGUGGGGGGGUGGGGAUUGCUCCAUCUGGCAAGCCAAAAAGGAACAAUCACCUUAGCACAAUGUUGAAUUUCACCCUUCGAAACUGAGAAGAGCUGCCUUACUGGAGGUUGUCACUGGGUAGGAGGAAAUAUGGGUAGUUUCUAGGCUGGGACCUUCAUGAGCUGCAAGUGGGGGGUAACAGGAGUGAGUGUUCAAUGUAAACCAGACGCUGUAGUGGUAUUCCAGGGUGUGUUGUUCGUAAGAAGCAAGAGGACCGAGAGCAGAGGAAGUUGCAAAAAUGAGAUUAGGGCAAGUGGUCGUAGAUCUUAAAAGGAGUAGAACUGGGUUCCAUUAACAAAAGGUUGGUCUGAUUAAGGGGAUGAAAGGGAUGGAAUUUCAGGCUGAGGGAAGGGGCUGGUUUUCCUGUUGUGGAUUCUACACCCUCAGUGGUGACCCAGAUUGCACCUUCUGUCCUUUUAAUUUGUAUGUUUAAACAUUCCCACUACCAGUACUAGAAGCUUCUAAACAAAUAAACCAGCAAUGACCAUUUUCUAUA
This is a messenger RNA of Zootoca vivipara (common lizard), 4268 nucleotides long. RefSeq names its product transcription factor binding to IGHM enhancer 3 (gene TFE3). Gene Ontology annotation, biological process: regulation of transcription by RNA polymerase II; regulation of osteoclast differentiation; positive regulation of DNA-templated transcription. Lineage: Eukaryota; Metazoa; Chordata; Lepidosauria; Squamata; Lacertidae. The record is from RefSeq and is a predicted model, not a curated record. Gene Ontology annotation, cellular component: nucleus. Gene Ontology annotation, molecular function: protein dimerization activity; DNA-binding transcription factor activity, RNA polymerase II-specific; RNA polymerase II cis-regulatory region sequence-specific DNA binding.